UUUUCUUCCAGGGAUAUCCAGCUUCAUAGGCAGCACCAUUUUAAGAAGUCGCUUUGUCAGAACAUCUGCUUAACGUUUCAGUGUCGCUGUAAAGAAAGUAUACCAGAAGUCAUUUAGUACUCGUCGUCGUUUUACGACCCUUAGUUAGGAGGAGACGUUUUUCAUCUACCUAAAAGGGACAAAUAACAAAGCCCUCUCGGCCUGGUGGUGUUGGAACAAGCUAGCUCUUUAAGCUAAGUUUAGCAAACUAGCUUUUCUCGACCAAUGCAACAUUCAUUGAGCCUGCAACAGAGUACAAUCAAAAUGAGUGCUGCAUCUUCUCAAAAAGUUGUCCUGAAGAGCACCACAAAAGUGUCCCUGAAUGAGCGCUUCACUAACAUGCUGAAGAACAAGCAGCCCACUGCGGUUAGCAUUCGAGCCACCAUGCAACAACAGCAUAUGGCUAGUGCACGCAAUCGCCGCCUGGCCCAGCAGAUGGAGAAUCGCCCCUCGGUGCAAGCUGCUCUGAGUCACAAACAGAGCCUGAAGCAACGAUUGGGGAAGAGCAACAUCCAAGCCAGGUUGGGUCGGCCAGUUGGCAUGGGAAUGCGUGGAGGUCCUGUCGGUGGCAGAGGAGGAAUGCGUGGGAUGACCAGAGGACUUCGCGGAAGAGGCAGAGGAGGAAUGAUGAGAGGUGCUCUUUCCCUGAGAGGAAAGCGAAUGUCUCCGGGUUUCCCCAUGCGAGGCCGUGGCUCUGCUGGUCGAAUGGCAAUGCGUAGAGGAGGCCGCCAACGUGCAGGAUUUCCUGGCCGAGGGGGGGCUAUGGGGAGAGGAGCACCCCGUGGAGGAGUAUCCAGAGGGCGCGGUGGUCUCCGUGGACGCGGCAGUUUUGCUGGCAGACGUGGCCGUGGCAGAGGUGUUGGCCGACCUUCCAUGACCCGUGAGCAACUGGACAACCAGCUGGAUGCUUACAUGUCAAAGACCAAAGGUCACCUAGAUGCUGAACUGGAUGCCUACAUGGCCCAGGCAGACGCAGAUAGUAUGGAGUGACACUGGACUUGAGUUACUGCGAGAAGUGUAGAGCUCCUUUAACACGUACUGUGUAGUGUUGUUUACUUGUUCUCAGAAAAUGAGGUGAGUCUUUCCAUGAGAGCAUAAAGAGUUCAGGACUCUUUGGACAAGCAGAAAAUCAGUAACACUGAAUGUGCUUUCAUCCACAUAUACUUUCUACAGCUGUUCCUAUGAAGCCCAUUUUGACUUUUAUAAAUCUUGAAGAACUCAGUCGUUUUUUUUAUUUUACGAUGUCCUUUUAAAACCAGUUUAAGGUCUAUUCAUGUGUAACCCACUUUUUAAUUAUAUUUGAGUCACCCUUUUUGACUUUGUUUCUGGCAUUGCAAAUGUUAUGUUUCGACACAUACAAUUUGGUCCUCUAAAGUGUUUUUGUUGCCAAUGUUUCAUAAGUUAUGUCAAAAGAAUGUGUAAACAGCAUUUUUCAGCGAACUAUGAAUUUGUGUGUGUGUGUAAAGGAAGGAUUUUGAGACCUUUUUGCCCUUCA
Messenger RNA from Phycodurus eques (leafy seadragon), 1534 nucleotides. It is a transcript of the gene chtopa, whose product is annotated as chromatin target of PRMT1a. The record is from RefSeq and is a predicted model, not a curated record. NCBI's taxonomy places the organism in Eukaryota, Metazoa, Chordata, Actinopteri, Syngnathiformes, Syngnathidae. The coding region runs from base 265 to 1029 and encodes 254 amino acids. The transcript is spliced from 6 exons.